Lathyrus sativus (Indian pea) is the source of this 1020-nucleotide messenger RNA. Lineage: Eukaryota; Viridiplantae; Streptophyta; Magnoliopsida; Fabales; Fabaceae. The record is from the annotation of a GenBank genome assembly.
AUGGAAAACAAAGUUGAAAAUCAUAUGACAUCAGCUGCAGCCUUUGUUGAAGGAGGCAUCCAAGAAUCUUCCGAUGAUGCUUGCAGUAUAUGUCUCGAAGAGUUCAGCAAUAGCGAUCCUUCAACUAUCACUGUUUGUCGACACGAGUUUCACCUACAAUGCGUUCUUGAAUGGUGUCAAAGAAGCUCUAAGUGUCCUAUGUGUUGGCAACCUAUUAGCUUGAAAGAUCCUACAGGUCAGGAAUUGUUUGAGGGAGUAGAGCAAGAGAGAAAGUGGAGGGAAACUACAUCAAGAAAUGUUAACACCUUUCAUCACCCUUCUAUUGGAAAUUUUGGAUUUGAAAGUCUUCGCAUGGAAGAGAGAAUACUUCAAAAUUUAUCUAUUGUUGCAUCAAUCGAAAGAAGACACCGUCUUGGUCAAAGGGAAGGGAGGGGGAUUCAACCAUUAGAUCACGAUCAAUCACAGUUCUUAUUAUUCUCAAAUCAACAAGCUACACCUUCAUCGAUUUUUGGUUCAAGUGUUGAAAGAGGAGAAAAUCCAAAUGCCAUUUAUAUGAGUAGUCAAUCUACUCCAAUAACAUCUAAUGAAGAUGAACCAUUACAACAGGCACAACAAUUGCAAAAUGAAAUUUUUUCAACUUCUGAAUCUAUUGAUAAGGAAACAAAUGACCUAGAAAUGCACUCAUUUUCAGAUACUUUACGGUCUAGAUUUAAUACAUUAUCGACGAGAUAUAAAGAAUCAAUUUCAAAGGGUACAAAGGAUUGGAAAGAAAGGUUUUUCUCUCGAAGUUGUUCCAUGUCAAAACUCGGUUUAGAAGCGAGAAAAAAGGUGAACCUUGGAAUUGCUAGUGUAUCACAAUCGAUGAACCAUAGAUUUGUAGAUACUUCUUUGUCAAGUCAUUUGAAAGAUAGUUCUAUGGAAAAGGAAAGAAAAAAUGAUUAUGUUGAAGCUAGUGGAGAAAACUCUUCAUGCAAUAACAAUACACAUGUUGCUUCUUCUACUAGUUCACAUUCAAAUUGA